Messenger RNA from Cajanus cajan (pigeon pea), 6939 nucleotides. It is a transcript of the gene MOS1, whose product is annotated as modifier of snc1. Lineage: Eukaryota; Viridiplantae; Streptophyta; Magnoliopsida; Fabales; Fabaceae. Gene Ontology annotation, biological process: epigenetic regulation of gene expression. The record is from RefSeq and is a predicted model, not a curated record.
UCGUUUUGAUGUUUUAUGUUUUUUGGAGAUUGAAAUGGACCGGUGUAGAAAAUGUUUUAUCGCCAAGACUGUUUUUGCACAAUCGUUUAUUUUCGAUUUUUUUUUUAAUUUUAUUUUUGUGGAAUAUGAUGAUCUAAAGGCCUUUCUGUUACAAUUGUGCUUCUGAACUUCGUUUGGGGACCUGUUUUCUCAAUUUUUGAUGAUGUUGUGUGUGUGUGAUUGUUGAGCCUAACUUGCCUGUGAUAGCAUUGUCGAGGAGCGCUCGUUGUUGAAUAGUUUGUGUUGCUUUUGGAUCCUUGGUUUGCUGAUAAGAUCACUACUGUGGGAUUGAAAAAUGAUUGGUUCUGUGGUGGAAUUGAAUGUUAAUGGUUUUGAAAAUGCUAUGUGGUAGACUUGGUAUAUAUAGCGCAUGGUUGUGGGUUGUACUUGUGAUGUGACUGCAAGGGUUAUACCUAUAUUUGCUGUGUUUUUGAGCUGGUGCUGUAAACAAAUACUGGGUGAUCAUGAUCAGAAGGAAAGGCUGUUUCCUAUCAGUUGAUUUAAUGCCUGAAGUUCAGGCUCUUUUUGUAGUCCUUUGAACUUUGGAUAUAACUGCAUGAUAAUAAAUGCAUUGGCAGAAAAUAUGAUCAGAAAUAGAAACCCGUAAUAGAACAUUACUGCGUGAGGUGGAUGGGUAAAAUUGUAAACAUAGAUGUUAUUCCAAGGGAUUGGUCAAUUGUGUAAAAUGAAGAAUUAUAAUAGUUGAUAGGAUCAUCAAUAGUUGUGAUUUUAACAAUUCCAUAAUCUGUUGUAAAAACGCAAGUAUUUUAUCACUAUUUCAAUGACCCACAGAUAUAACUGUGCAGUGCACUUUACCCUCUGAACUGUUCCCCUUUAUUUAGAGGAGUCAAAUCCUAUUUCAUGCAAGUCAAUAAGAGCUUAGUGAAAACUAUGAGCACAUGAACUACCUGUCAUGUUUAGCAUUUCUUAUAUAUAUAGACUCAACUUCAUUGGGGACUAGUGAGGUUUGGUAAUAAAAAUGGUUGUCAAUCUCAAGUGACAACUAGUAAUAACUACCAAGUUUAUGAGAUUGGUCAAGUCUACCUAUACAAUUUGGAAGCAAACUCGUUUUUCAGCAAUCUCGCCUCCUGUGUUGCUAAAAGAAAGAAUUAGUCUUUUCUUAGUUUUGUAUUUGUUGUCAUUUUAAGAACUCUGUCUUGUGUGAAAUUCUACAUGAUUUGCUACUAAACAUUACUACUUUAGUAUUGUAAUUUGCUAUUUUACUUUAAUAUAGAGUUGAUAUGUUGAGUUAUUAUGUUAUUUAUAAGUAUUGUAACAUUUUUUAUAUCAAGUCUACUCAUACGAGUUGUGAUUCGAUUUUACUGGGCCACAACAAGAUUAUGUAAACUCUCGAGAUUGACAACCUUGGUAGUAAAAGUAGAAAAUAAUGAAGAUGUCAAUGGUUUUUGUUGUUAUUUUAUAUAUUGUAGGCCUACCAUGGUGACUGCCUGAAAUGCAUUUAUUUAGAAUGCUAUGGAUGAAUGGCAGCCUAAAAGUUAGAACUAUAAUCUGUCAACAAUGGGAUAGAACAUCGAGAAUUUGUUGCUGCCACCCAACACUUUUUAAAGUGACCAGUUUAUAUAACUCCUACCGUUCCCUUGAAAUUUAAGAAAGAGUAUUUCUAUUCUAUUACAUGUUCACAGGCCUUCCAAUUUGAUUGAAUGAGCUUGUGGUGGCAACUAGGCUAUGACUUCGAGCAUGUUGAGUGGAGAGCGAAGAUGGGCCUCUUCUUCCAGAAGAGGUGGUAUGACUGUUUUAGGGAAAGUUGCAGUUCCAAAACCUAUCAACUUACCCAGUCAGAGGUUAGAAAAUCAUGGUCUGGAUCCAAAUGUGGAGAUUGUUCCCAAGGGCACACUCAGCUGGGGUAGUAGAUCAUCGACUUCUACAUCUAAUGCAUGGGGGUCUUCUUCUCUGUCCCCAAAUACUGAUGGUGGCACUAGUUCACCCAGUCACCUCAGUGCCCGGCCAUCAUCUGGUGGAAGCGGCACACGGCCUUCUACAGCUGGUAGUGACAGGGUUCUGGAGCCUACUGCUAAUUCAUGGGGGUCAAAUUCGCGGCCUUCAUCAGCAUCUGGGAUACUGUCUUCAAAUCAGUCUUCACUGUCAUCAAUGCGUCCUCGUAGUGCAGAAACAAGACCUGGUAGCUCACAGCUGUCUCGGUUUGCUGAACCCUUGACUGAAAAUUCAGGUGCUUGGAAUGCUGCUAGGACUACAGAAAAACUGGGAGUUACACAACCCAAGAACGAAGAAUUUUCUCUAAGCUCUGGAGAUUUUCCAACCCUUGGUUCUGAUAAAGAUAAGUCUGUCCUGAAUUCUGAUCUGCAAGACCACAGUUCUCAAGCUGACCCUGAUUCAUCUUCUGGUGGACUCAGGAAAGGGAUAGAUGAGACCCCUGUUAUUGAUGAUGUUCCUGUAAAUGCAAAUAUUAAGGGUGGAACUGGAAAUUCGUGGAGGAGAGAUUAUCAGGCUUAUAAUGAGGAAGGUGUGAGGCCAGGCAUAGAGAAAUGGCAGGGAAAUUCCCAACCUUUUCCUAAUGCUGGUAUUCCUCCACAACACUAUGAUGCUUGGCAUGGUCCUCCAGUAAAUAACCCCCAGGGCUGCGUUUGGUUCAGGGGUCCUCCUAGUGGUCCUCCAUUUGGAAAUCCUGUUACUCCAGGUGGCUUUCCAAUUGAACCAUUUCCAUAUUACCGUCCACAUAUGCCUCCUACUGGUCUUGCUAACCCACCCCCAGUUCCCCCUCCUGGAGCUGGACCAAGAGGGCACCAUAAGAAUGGAGAUGUCUACAGGCCUCAUAUGCCUGAUGCCUUUAUUCGCCCAGGCAUUCCUAUCAGACCUGGCUUUUAUCCUGGUUCAAUGGCCUAUGAAGGAUAUUACAGUUCUCCAAUGGGUUACUGCAAUUCAAAUGAAAGGGAUGUUCCUUUCAUGGGAAUGGCUGCUGGACCGCCUGUCUAUAAUAGGUACCCAAAUCAAACCCCCCCUGAACCUGGUAAUUCACAAGGUAGAUCUGGUGGAUAUGGUAAUGCUGGGAAGCAAUUGGCCUCAGAGCAAGUGGAAUCUAACCAUCCUCCUGAUACUGCUGGACCAUACAGAGUUCUUCUUAAGCAGCAUGUAUCAGAUGGGAAAAAUGAACCAACAAAUUGGGAGGAUUCAGAGACAACCAAUACAAAAUAUGUUGAUGGCAGGGGCCAACCAAGAAUGACUGUUUGGGAGAACGAGCAGAGAUCAAAUUACAGAAAGAAUGAGGAGAUGGAUUUGAGAAGUACUCAUGGUGAAGAAAUUUCUUCUCAGACUUCAGAAAAUCUAGUAUCUAGCUCUUCUGUCAUUAAGGCCAAAUUUUCUGAAAGCUCAGCAAACAAGAAAAAGUCCGAUGAUAUUUCGGCAAGGAAAUUUGAUGGUGUUGCAUCUGAUGUGCUAGAAAUCUCCCCGAGACCAUCUGCUCCAAAAGAUGCCAGUCUUAUUCAAAAGAUAGAGGGUUUAAAUGCAAAAGCCAGGGAUAAUUCAUCUGCUAGAAUUAAAGAGGAGCAUCGGAAUAAAUUCCAUGCUGGUAAUGCUCCGUUAAACCAUGUGGAAAAUGCAGUUGGUGCUGAUGUAGUGUUUCCAGCAAGAACCCAGGCCACAGAAAUCAUAAAUCCAGCCUACUGUGAAAUGGGUGCUGCUGGUGCAGAAAAGAGUGGAACAGCCACAUCCAGGCAAACUGCUCAUGGAGGCAGAGGCGACCAUCGUAACAAGGGAAGAUCAAACAAUCAAGAUGCUGAUGGUUGGCGAAAGAAAUCUGUUAUUGAAGAUUCUUCAGCUUCAUCAGGUGCACAGUUGGAAACAUCUAAUGUUCUUGUGGGUGACCAUCAAAUAUCCGUUCAAACCUACGAUAGGUCUGGGAACUAUAAUCAAGCAAGGCAUAUUGGAGAAUCUGUUCAAACCAGGUCUGAUCCUGCUGACAGUCAUGCACAGUUUGAAACUCAUCAGCGUGUCAAACUGAAAGAGAUAGCCAAGCAACGGACUAAGCAACUGCAGGAAGAAGAAGAGGAACGGACAAGAAAACAAAAGGCUAAAGCUCUUGCAAAGUUGGAUGAGUUAAACAGACGUUCUCAAGCAGGGGAUGGGUCAACUCAGAAAGAGGACAUCACAAAUUCUGCCAUCCAUAAUAAGCUAGAUGAAUUACAACCUUCUGAGUCUACAGCUGCAGCAGUCAAAUUUGGAGCUGUCAGUUCAGCUGUAAAUUCUAAUGCCAAUACUAUCUGUCAAGUAAAUGACCCCAGCAUUAGUAAAGUGGAAAAAUCACCGAUCUUGUCUGGUGAGACAGCUGUUGAGACGCUCAAGAGUUCUGGUAAAGAUCCUGUUGUGAUUCAUAAUCAAUCAGUGGCCCUGCACCAAGAUAUUAAUAAUGCUGAUGCUACUAAUGCCUUGCAUGUUCAUAACAAUAGCACCUCAAAGCAGAAGCGAAUGAGCUAUAAACAAAAGCAAAAUCUUCCUUCAGAGAAAACAUCAGGUGAAAAGGUUGUUUCUACCACCUCAAUUACCCUGAAAGUUGAGAAUGAGACAGUGAUUGAUUCUCUGUCUCCUGGCAUUGUUGCAAAUGAAGUUAGUUCAGCCUGUGGCUCAGACUUACCCAUGAAUUCAGCUGCUGUGGUCGAGUCUUCAGUAAACAUGAAAAAGAAGAAUAUGAGGAAUAACAAAAACAAACAGAAAGUUGAAGAAAGUUCAUCUUUGGCUGCACAACCAUCAACAUUUCCGAAAGAAACCAAUCUUUCCAAAAGUCCAGUUGAAAAUGAUAAGUCCAGGGCUUCUGACUUUGAGUUAGAUCAGGGCUCACUUCAGUCAGCACCCUUGUCUAAAGAUUCAAAUCAGUUUUCAGAGCAACAUAGAUAUUUAGGAAAUGAGGAAUCUCAUGGUAGAAUGAAUAGCCAGUGGAAAUCGCAGCAUUCUCGAAGGAUGCCAAGAAAUAUGCAGGCAAAUAGACCGGCAGAGAAAUCCCACGGGACUGAUGCUGUGAUGUGGGCACCUGUUAAACCUCAGAACAAGAGUGAGAUCAUGGAUGAAUCGAGUGAGAAAAAUAAAGUUGAGUCUGUUAAUCCUGUAAAGAAUGAGCAGCAGGUGCAUAAUUUAAAAAAUAAGAGGGCAGAGAUGGAGAGAUAUAUUCCAAAACCUGUUGCAAAAGAAAUGGCUCAGCAAGGAAACAUCCAAGUUGCUUCAUCGAGCAGUCAAGCUCCUACUGAUGAUAGUAUUGGGAAAGUUGAUUCUGGGUCACAGGGCCCCCAGGUCACUCAGCAUACUAAUUUAGUUUUUGGAAAAGUGGGUUCUGGAAUGGAGUCUAAAAAUAGAGAUGCCAGGCAUACAAAGCAGGGAAAAGCGCCUGGAUCAUGGCGGCAACGGAAUCUAACAGAAUCAACCAAUAUGCAUGAGGUGCAUGAUGUAAUGGAUCAUGAUUCAAACUCUGAACUGAAUGUUCAGAGACCAACAGAGCAUCAUCAUGAUCAGAAGUCUGAAAUAAGCUUUGUGAAAGGGCAAACAAAGCAUUUUAAUGACUCUGGUGAUGUUGAUGGUUCAAACAAUUCUAUAAAUGAUUCAGCUGCUUUGGCUUCAGUUCCUGUUAUUAAAGACCAUGCCUCAACAGGUAGAGGGAGGCGUGCCCCUUUCAGAGGACACAAGGGUGCAGGUGGGAACCGUGAUGUUGAUAAUAAAAAAAAUUCUGGGGAGGCAGAGAAAGUUGAAACACGUAUCUCAUCCUCCGAGCAUGGUCAACUGGAUGUUGGUGUGGCUUCUAAAGAAAAUCGAGGUGUUGGGGAGCGGUUGAUGUCUCAAUGGCAACCUAAAUCUCAAGCAUCUAACAAUCACAGAGGAAAUGUUCCAAUUGAUCAAAAUGUUAGCCCAGUUGUUGCUGGAGCUAGUAAAAAGGAUUCCACUCAUGAUGGAGAAUCUCUUCAAGUAAGCCGUGGCAAGAGUUCCAACACUCGUCUCUCCCAACCUUCCCAUGAUCAAUCAGUCUCUGAAAAGAGCAAGGCUGGAGAAGCUCUCCAUUUUGGGAAUCAAGAGAGUAAAAGAGAGAGAAAAAAUGCUCCAUCAAAAAGGCAUCACCACUCCCCAGUUCAGGUUUCUGUUACCUCAGUUGAGCAGGCCCCAACAAGUGAGGGUCUUUUGCACGAUCAACGCCCAUCAUCUGGGUCGGGCAAAAAUAUAAACCAAAAUCGGUUUCGAAGAGGACAUGAAUCACAUGGAGAUUUGAAGCCACCAACCCAGGAUAACAGACAUUAUAAUCAACCUACAAACCGGGAAAGGCAGGGUUAUGAGUAUCACCCUGUUGGCCCAUAUGAUGACGGCAAAUUGGACAACUUUGAACGACCUAAAAAUGGUAACCAUGGUGGGGGAAGAUUUCGGGAGAGAGGUCAAACUCAUCCCCGCCGAGGCGGCGGAAACUCUUAUGGACGCCAGGGUGGUUUUGAAUCCUAUGAUUAGAUGCCGAGCUAAUUAGUAGUGGAGAGACUUUCCUAAGGCGGUCUUUGUGUCUUCCAUCAGAAGCCGUACAUCCAUCAACUGUAUUGCUGUAUUCAGCCGUGUUUUCAGUAUGUAUUCAGCAGGGCUAGGAGCGACGAAGAUGGUGUCCCCGUUUUUGUGGGGGACUGGGGGCAGAAAAGGGUUUCGUGAAUAGAGUACCGUGGUUGAUUGUUAUUUUUCUAGUGUAAUCUGAUUGAAAAAAUAGUAAUUUGAUGGCAUUUUGUUUUUUUUAAUGAAAGUAUGGAAUACUUGACAUGUUUCAACGUGUCUAUUGCUAGGGAUAACAAGGAUACCAAAGGGAGAACGUGUGUGUUCUACGGUGCCCUUUUCUUCCUCGUAUUUUUGCUGGGAAAUAUAUUAAAUGUGCUCAAGCGUUUGCGCAGUCUGAGUAAAAAUAAUUAUUUGAAUUGA